Messenger RNA from Clavispora lusitaniae ATCC 42720, 1680 nucleotides. RefSeq lists its product as uncharacterized. The record is from RefSeq and is a predicted model, not a curated record. Gene Ontology annotation, molecular function: poly-pyrimidine tract binding; pre-mRNA 3'-splice site binding. Lineage: Eukaryota; Fungi; Ascomycota; Pichiomycetes; Serinales; Metschnikowiaceae. Gene Ontology annotation, cellular component: U2-type prespliceosome; nuclear speck; commitment complex.
AUGAGCAAUAAAGACUCCUAUACCGGCUCCAGAAGAGACGGUGAUCGUUACCUGAGCUCUGAUAGACACAAUCUGCGAGACAGAAAUCCCCGCCAAAGAGACCCCAGAGACUUGGCUCCCGGUGAACGAGAACAUCUUAGAGAAAGAGAUACACGAGGAGUUGACCCUCGAAUGUCGAGAUAUAACGACUAUCGGGAACCAAACUUUAGAGAUCGCAGGUAUGGGAAUGGGAACCAAUAUAAUAGAGGCAGACCGUACGAAAAGUAUAACCCACGAAGAGAUAAUAAUAGACACAGAGGCGACCACAGACGAGAGAAACAAGACAACCAUUUCAACCCAGAUGCAUCCCUUACCAAGGAGGAGAAAGUAGCCAAAUACGAGAAGAUUCUUAUCGAGCAAUUGAAAUACCCUACGUUAAGUACGUUUCCAAUCAAGAAUUCUCAGUGGGGAAUUCGACCAAAAGGGUUUGAAGACGUAACGGCACAAAGAGCGAAAUUAUCUGGCCUCUUUCCACUUCCUGGAUCACAGGCAGCUGAGCCUGCUAAGUUAGAUGCAAUUGAAAAGGGCAGCGCCAAGUCUGAUGUACUUUUGUCCACUUCGAAAAUUGAUCCUAUCGAUUCUAGACACUCACGCACUGUCAUCGUCACAAAUAUUGAUUUUCUGAAGGUAGAUUACUUGAAAUUGGCUGACUACAUUAAUAAGCAUUUAUGCUCUGCGGACUUGGAGGGAACGUUUCUUGAUGACAAUAUCGAGUUGAAAAAGAAAGCUAAAGAUGGGAAAAGUCUCAUAAUCCAGUUUAAAAGUAGUCAAUGUGCUACAUUCGCUUUGACGAUGAACGGAAAAGACAUUCCUAUGGAACAAAUUAGCCAGAAUGAAUCCUCUGAGACAGUUGUUCUCUCUUUGGAAAGACCAGGAGAGUACGUUGUUCAGUGCCUUCCUCCAUAUUCCCUGGAAGCAACUGAUAUCGAUGACGAAGUUAUCGAUAGUCCUCGAAAAGUCACUAUAUUUGUUGAUCCACUGGUCACCGAGACAAUGCUAUUGGAUGAUUUACAAAAAAUCGCCAAGGUUAAGGCGUUCAAACUUGUCAGAGCAGUCGGCACAAAAGAAUCAUUAGGCGUCGCGUUUGUCGAGUUUUACAUCAGCUCAAAAGAAUGCACCAAUACGAAAAGUGCAUUGAAACUCAUCGGGACCUACGUUGAAGAAGCCAAAAAAUUGGAUAUUGUCAGCAAAAUUGAAUUUUCAUGCAUAAAGAUCGGAGAGAACUAUACAUCUCUAACCAGCAUCCAAGACUGUCCUAUUGAUUUCAAAACCUUGAAAUCAUUGGUCAGGAACGAAUACGUGCAAUUUCAUCCGAAGCUGAAGGUCAUACAACUUAUCAAUAUCGUCACUAUUGAAGAUUUAUGCAACGACGAGACAUAUAAGUUCAUCUAUCUGGAUAUUUUUGAGGAAGCGAAAACAUUUGGUACCGUUUUGUCUUUGAAAAUACCCAAGCCAUCAUACAAAAAAUCUCCUGGUGUUGAAGAAGUUAAUGAGCCUGGCGUGGGAAAAGUUUUUGUUGAAUACGAAGACGAGAAAACUGCAUUAAGCGCAAUUAUGGGUUUAGCGGGCCGUUCAUAUAACGAUAGAACAGUUCUCUGUGCGUUUUUCAACCAUGAAGAUUACAUCAGAGGCUUGUUCUAG